Molecule: messenger RNA, 2334 nt
Organism: Maudiozyma barnettii
Lineage: Eukaryota; Fungi; Ascomycota; Saccharomycetes; Saccharomycetales; Saccharomycetaceae
Gene: GEF1
Product: Gef1p
Exons: 1
Coding region: 1-2334 (777 amino acids)
Biological process (GO): chloride transport; intracellular copper ion homeostasis; transmembrane transport
Cellular component (GO): fungal-type vacuole; early endosome; membrane
Molecular function (GO): voltage-gated chloride channel activity
Source: RefSeq, a predicted model, not a curated record
AUGCCAUCUAAUUAUAAUCCCCUAGAUGAAGAAAAUACAAAUGAACCAUACGAUAAAAAUUUAGCUCUAAUUCCUGAGACAGAAUCCUUUGCUAAAUUUAUUACAAUUGAUAAAUUAGUGGAAGCAGAUAGACCUAUUUCAGAUAUAAAACAAUCACGAGAGGUCUUUUCUUCGACAUUUCAAGCUUAUAAGGGUACGUUAUGGGAAAAGAGUAAAAGUUUUAUAACUUUAACAUGUAUAGCAAUAUUGAUCGGUUGUUUUGCUGGGUUUAUUCAAAUAUUUACAGAGACUUUGGGUAACUGGAAAACUGGUCAUUGUUCUAGAAAUUGGUUACUAAAUAAAUCAUUUUGUUGUACGGACGUAGUACUAGAAGAGGUAUCAAAGAGAAACCCCUUGUUAUUGAAACGUCAGGAGAUGGAAUGUAUCGAACAAGGUAUAUGGAUUGAAAGAACAGGUAUAUUUUUCCCAUUUAUGAUUUUUAUUACUCUGUCGUUAUGUUUUGCUCUAGCAAGUACCCUAUUAGUGAAAUACGUAGCUCCUAUGGCUACUGGCUCUGGGAUAUCGGAGAUUAAAGUCUGGGUGUCAGGGUUCAUAUAUGAAUCUGAAUUUCUAAAUGGUAUAACUCUUUUAGUAAAGAGUGUGUCUUUACCCUUAGCAAUUUCAUCGGGUCUUAGUAUAGGUAAAGAAGGACCAUCUGUUCAUUAUGCUACGUGUUGUGGGUUUAUUGUAACAAGAUGGUUAUUAAAGAAUUCCUUAACUUAUUCUGAUCAAUUCGAGUAUUUGACUGCUGCUAGUGGUGCAGGUGUGGCUGUUGCAUUUGGUGCACCAAUCGGUGGUGUCCUAUUUGGUUUAGAAGAGAUAUCUUCUGCCACUGAUUUUUACCCUUCUACAUUAUGGAAAUCCUAUUAUGUUGCAUUAAUCGCUGUCACAACAUUGAAAUGUAUCGAUCCAUUUAGAAACGGUAAAAUUAUUUUAUUCAAUGUUACAUAUGACAAAAAUUGGAAAGUAAUGGAAUUACCAAUAUUUAUCGUAUUAGGUAUAUUUGGUGGUCUAUAUGGGAAAUAUAUUAGUAGGUGGAAUAUUCGUUAUGUCCAUUUUAGAAAACAAUAUUUGAAAAAUUGGCCCGUACAAGAAGUUAUAGUCUUAGCAUUAGUCACUGCAUUUAUUUCAUAUUUUAAUGAAUUUUUAAAACUUGAUAUGACAGAAAGUAUGGGUGUUUUGUUUCACGAAUGUUCCAAGAAUGAUAAUAGUUCUGUAUUUGCCCAUAGAUUGUGUCAAUUAGAUGAAAAUACACAUUUCUGGGAGUUCGCUAAGGCAUUAAGUUCAUUAUUAUUUGCCACUUUGAUUAGAUCUCUUUUUGUUAUUAUAUCAUAUGGUGCAAAAGUUCCAGCUGGUAUUUUUGUACCAUCUAUGGCAAUUGGAGCCACAUUUGGUCGUGCUGUAAGUUUAAUUGUUGAAAGAUUUAUUACAGGUGCUAACGUGAUUACACCUGGUGCAUAUGCAUUUUUAGGUGCAGCAGCGGCUCUAACUGGUAUCACUAAUUUAACUUUGACAGUUGUGGUUAUUAUGUUGGAAUUGACAGGUGCAUUUAUUUAUAUCAUCCCGACCAUGAUUGUUGUAGCGAUUUCAAGAAUUAUUUUAACAUCAUCGGGAACUAGUGGCGGUAUUGCGGAUCAGAUGAUUUUGGUGAAUGGAUUCCCAUUACUAGAAUAUGAAAGUGAGGAUAAAGAAGACGAUUUUAUGAUAUCUUACACAACAGGGGAAAUUAUGUCUACCGACUUGUAUACCCUAAGUGAAACGAUGUAUUUAUCUGACUUAGAGGUCUUACUAAAUGAUCCAAAUAAAGAAAAAUUGGUAAAUGGUUUUCCUAUCAUCUCUAAUGAUUAUCGAUUAAAAUCCGAGAUGAGAUGUGUUGGUUAUGUACUUAAGAGACAUCUGAUAGCUAAAGUGUUACAGCAUAAUAUUGAUAGUGCCGAAUCGUCGAACACAAUAAUAAAUUUUACAAUCAGUGAAGAAAUGUUGGAAAACGGCAACGAGAUUAGUUUUAAAGAUAUUGUCAAUUUACAACCAACUACAGUGAAACCAAAUGUAAGUACAGCAAUGCUAUUUAAGACGUUUAAACAUAUGGGUUGUAAAGCAAUUAUGGUAGAGGAAGAUGGUUUACUAAAAGGUUUAAUUACAUCGAAAGAUAUUCAAAGGUUCGAAAGAGCAAAAUCCAGAGAGAAAUUCGGACCAACAUAUAUUUAUAAUGAAGAUCUAAAUCGCAGAUUCUGGUCAUUAUUGAACAAAAUCAUCAAUGUAUUUUCUCGAAAUGGUAUCGAACCGACCUUGUAA